UAGAGAGGAGGGAGGCGUGUGCGCAGCGCUCCACCAGACAGCUCCUUCCCAGCUGCUUGGCCGGCAGUGCCCAGGCCGUCUGUACCAGCAUGGCCCUGCUUGUCCACCUCAAGAGCGUCUCGGAGCUGAGGGGCAAGGGCGACCGGAUUGCCAAAGUGACUUUCCGAGGGCAGCCCUUCUACUCCCGGGUCCUGGAGAACUGCGAGGAUGUGGCCGACUUUGAUGAGACAUUCCGGUGGCCAGUGGCCAGCAACAUUGACAGAAAUGAGAUGCUGGAGAUUCAGAUUUUCAACUAUAGCAAAGUCUUCAGCAACAAGUUAAUCGGGACCUUCCGCAUGGUGCUGCAGAAGGUGGUCGAGGAGAACCACGUGGAGGUGACCGACACGCUGAUUGACGACAACAAUGCUGUCAUCAAGACCAGCCUGAAUGUGGAGGUCCGGUAUCAGGCUGCAGAUGGCACAAGGGGCUCCUGGGAUGACGAGGACUUCCUGAGGGAUGAGUCUCUUCAGGAGGAAGAGAAGGACACUCAGGAGACAGAUGGGCUGCUCCCCAGCUCCCGCCCCAGCUCCCGGCCACCGGGAGAGAAGAGCUUCCGGAGCAAAGGCAGAGAGAAGACCAAGGGAGCCAGAGAUGGCGAGCACAAAGCCGGGAGGAGGGUGUUCUCUGCCAUGAAGCUCGGCAAGAACCGGCCCCACAAGGAGGAACCCCAGAGACAAGAUGAGCCAGCAGUGCUGGAGAUGGAGGACCUUGACCACCUGGCCAUUCGGCUGGGGGAUGGCCUGGACCCCGACUCGGCGUCUCUAGCCUCUGUCACAGCUCUUACCACCAAUGUCUCCAACAAGAGAUCCAAGCCAGACAUUAAGAUGGAGCCAAGCGCCGGGCGGCCCAUGGAUUACCAGGUCAGCAUCACGGUGAUAGAGGCGCGGCAGCUGGUGGGCUUGAACAUGGACCCUGUGGUGUGUGUGGAAGUGGGCGAUGACAAGAAGUACACCUCCAUGAAGGAGUCCACGAACUGCCCCUACUAUAAUGAGUACUUCGUCUUCGACUUCCACGUCUCUCCUGACGUCAUGUUCGACAAAAUCAUCAAGAUCUCGGUGAUUCACUCCAAGAACCUGCUGCGCAGCGGCACCCUGGUGGGGUCCUUCAAAAUGGAUGUGGGGACCGUGUACUCCCAGCCCGAGCACCAGUUCCAUCACAAGUGGGCCAUCCUGUCCGACCCCGACGACAUCUCCGCCGGGCUGAAAGGCUACGUGAAGUGUGACAUCGCCGUGGUGGCCAAGGGAGACAACAUCAAGACACCGCACAAGGCCAACGAGACAGAUGAAGAGGACAUUGAGGGGAACUUGCUGCUCCCUGACGGGGUACCCGCGGAACGCCAGUGGGCCCGCUUCUACGUGAAAAUUUAUCGCGCGGAGGGGCUGCCCAGGAUGAACACAAGCCUCAUGGCCAACGUGAAGAAGGCUUUCAUCGGCGAAAAUAAGGACCUCGUUGACCCCUACGUGCAAGUCUUCUUUGCGGGCCAGAAGGGCAAGACUUCGGUGCAGAAAAACAGCUACGAGCCCCUCUGGAAUGAGCAGGUUGUCUUCACAGACCUGUUCCCGCCGCUCUGCAAACGCAUGAAGGUGCAGAUCCGGGACUGUGACAAGGUCAAUGACGUGGCCAUCGGCACUCACUUCAUCGAUCUGCGCAAGAUUUCCAAUGAUGGAGACAAAGGCUUCCUGCCCACGCUGGGCCCGGCCUGGGUGAACAUGUACGGCUCCACACGCAACUACACACUGCUGGAUGAGCACCAGGACCUGAAUGAGGGCCUGGGGGAGGGGGUGUCCUUCCGCGCCCGCCUCAUGCUGGGCCUGGCGGUGGAGAUCCUGGACACCUCCAACCCUGAGCUCACCAGCUCCACAGAGGUGCAGGUGGAGCAGGCCACCCCUGUCUCAGAGAGCUGCACAGGGAGAGUGGAAGAAUUCUUUCUAUUUGGAGCCUUUCUGGAAGCCUCAAUGAUCGACCGGAAGAAUGGAGACAAACCAAUUACCUUUGAGGUGACCAUAGGCAACUAUGGGAAUGAAGUUGAUGGCCUGUCAGGACCCCAGAGGCCUCGGCCCCGGAAAGAGCCCGGGGACGAGGAGGAAGUAGACCUGAUCCAGAACUCGAGUGAUGACGAGGGUGAUGAUGGCGGGGAUCUGGCCUCGGUGUCCUCCACCCCACCCGUGCGCCCCCAGAUCACCGACAGGAACUACUUCCACCUGCCCUACCUGGAGUGCAAGCCCUGCAUCUACAUCAAGAGCUGGUGGGCGGACCAGCGCCGCCGCCUCUACAAUGCCAACAUCAUGGACCACAUCGCAGACAAGCUGGAGGAAGGCCUGAACGACGUACAGGAGAUGAUCAAAACGGAGAAGUCCUACCCCGAGCGCCGCCUGCGUGGGGUGCUGGAGGAGCUCAGCAGCGGCUGCCACCGCUUCCUCUCCCUCGCGGACAAGGACCAGGGCCACUCGUAUCGCACCAAGCUGGAUCGAGAACGCCUCAAAUCAUGCAUGAGGGAGCUGGAGAGCAUGGGGCAGCAGGCCAAGAGCCUGCGCGCUCAGGUGAAGCGGCACACGGUGCGCGACAAGCUGAGGCAGUGCCAGAACUUCCUGCAGAAGCUGCGCUUCCUGGCAGAUGAGCCCCAGCACAGCAUCCCCGACGUCUUCAUCUGGAUGAUGAGCAACAACAAGCGCGCAGCCUACGCCCGCGUGCCCUCCAGAGACCUGCUCUUCUCCACCGUGGAGGAGGAGCUGGGCAAGGACUGCGCCAAGGUCAAGACGCUGUUCCUCAAGCUGCCGGGGAAGCGGGGCUUUGGCGCAGCGGGCUGGACGGUGCAGGCCAAGCUGGAGCUCUACCUGUGGCUGGGCCUCAGCAAGCAGCGGAAGGACUUCCUGUGUGGCCUGCCCUGCGGCUUCGAGGAGGUCAAGGCGGCCAGGGGCCUGGGCCUGCACUCCUUCCCACCCCUCAGCCUGGUGUACACUAAAAAGCAGGCGUUCCAGCUCCGAGCCCACAUGUACCAGGCCCGAAGCCUCUUUGCCGCAGACAGCAGCGGGCUCUCUGACCCCUUUGCCCGAGUCUUCUUCAUCAACCAGAGCCAGUGCACAGAGGUGUUGAACGAGACACUGUGUCCCACUUGGGACCAGAUGCUGGUGUUUGACAACCUGGAAUUGUAUGGUGAAGCUCAUGAGUUGCGGGAGGACCCUCCCAUCACUGUCAUCGAAAUCUACGAUCAGGACAGCAUGGGCAAAGCCGACUUCAUGGGCCGGACCUUCGCCAAGCCCCUGGUAAAGAUGGCAGAUGAGGCAUACUGCCCGCCCCGCUUCCCGCCCCAGCUCGAGUACUACCAGAUCUACCGCGGCAACGCCACAGCUGGAGACCUGCUGGCUGCCUUUGAGCUCCUGCAGAUUGGGCCAGCAGGGAAGGCUGACCUGCCCCCCAUCAAUGCCCCAGUGGACACGGACCGGGGGCCCAUCAUGCCUGUGCCUGUGGGCAUCCGGCCUGUGCUCAGCAAGUACCGGGUGGAGGUGCUGUUCUGGGGCCUGCGGGACCUGAAGCGGGUGAACCUGGCCCAGGUGGACCGGCCUCGGGUAGACAUCGAGUGUGCAGGGAAGGGGGUGCAGUCAUCCCUGAUCCACAACUACAAGAAGAACCCCAACUUCAACACCCUGGUCAAGUGGUUUGAAGUGGACCUCCCCGAGAACGAGCUGCUGCACCCGCCCCUGAACAUCCGUGUGGUGGACUGCCGGGCCUUCGGCCGAUACACCCUGGUGGGCUCGCAUGCCGUCAGCUCCCUGCGCCGCUUCAUCUACCGGCCGCCCGAGCACACAGCCCCCAAGUGGAACACCACGGGGGAGGUCGUGGUGAGCAUGGAGCCAGAGGUGCCUGUCAGGAAACUGGAGACCAUGGUGAAGCUGGACGCGACUUCUGAUGCUGUUGUCACGGUGGAUGUGGCCGAGGAGGAGAAGGAGAAAAGGAAGAAGAAAAAGGGCAGCGCAGAAGAGCCCGAGGAGGAGGAGCCGGAUGAGAGCAUGCUGGACUGGUGGUCCAAGUACUUCGCCUCCAUCGACACCAUGAAGGAGCAACUUCGCCAACAAGAGACCUUGGGAGCUGACUUGGAAGAGAAGGAAGAGGCGGACAACACAGAAGGCCUGAAGGGGCCGAUGAAGGGCAAGGAGAAGGCAAGGGCAACAAAGGAGGAGAAGAAGAAACGAGCCCAGAGCCCAGGCCCUGGCCAGGGGUCCGAGGUCCCUGAGAAGAAGAAACCCAAGAUUGAUGAGCUAAAGGUGUACCCUAAGGAGCUGGAGUCCGAGUUUGACAACUUUGAGGACUGGCUGCACACGUUCAACCUGCUUCGGGGCAAGACCCAGGAUGGCGAGGACUGCUCCACUGAGGAGGAGCGCACUGUGGGCCGGUUCAAGGGCUCUCUCUGCGUCUACAAAGUGCCUCUCCCAGAGGACAUAUCCCGGGAAGCCGGCUACGAUCCCACCUUCGGCAUGUUCCAGGGCAUCCCGAGCAACGACUCCAUCAAUGUGCUGGUCCGAGUGUAUGUGGUCCGGGCCACAGAUCUACACCCUGCUGACAUCAACGGCAAAGCUGACCCCUACAUCGCCAUCCGGCUAGGCAAGACCGACAUCCGCGACAAGGAGAACUACAUCUCCAAGCAGCUCAACCCGGUCUUUGGGAAGUCCUUCGACAUCCAGGCCUCCUUCCCCAUGGAGUCCAUGCUCACGGUGGCUGUGUACGACUGGGACCUGGUGGGCACGGACGACCUCAUCGGGGAAACCAAGAUCGACCUGGAGAACCGCUUCUACAGCAAACACCGCGCCACCUGCGGCGUGGCCCAGACCUACUCCACACACGGCUACAAUGUCUGGAGGGACCCCGCGAAGCCCAGCCAGAUCCUCACGCGCCUCUGCAAAGUGGGCAAGGUGGACGGGCCCCACUUCGGGCCCCCCGGGAGAGUGAAGGUGGCCAACCGCGUCUUCACGGGGCCCUCGGAGAUCGAGGACGAGAAUGGUCAGAGGAAGCCCACUGACGAGCACGUGGCCCUGUCUGCCCUGAGGCACUGGGAGGACAUCCCCCGCGUGGGCUGCCGCCUGGUGCCAGAGCACGUUGAGACCCGGCCGCUGCUCAACCCUGACAAGCCAGGCAUCGAGCAGGGCCGCCUGGAGCUGUGGGUGGACAUGUUUCCCAUGGACAUGCCGGCCCCCGGGACACCGCUGGACAUCUCCCCCCGGAAGCCCAAGAAGUAUGAGCUACGGGUCAUCGUGUGGAACACAGACGAGGUGGUCCUGGAGGACGACGACUUCUUCACCGGGGAGAAGUCCAGCGACAUUUUCGUGCGGGGGUGGCUGAAGGGCCAGCAGGAGGACAAGCAGGACACGGACGUGCAUUACCACUCCCUCACUGGGGAGGGCAACUUCAACUGGCGCUACCUGUUCCCCUUCGACUACCUGGCGGCCGAGGAGAAGAUCGUCAUCUCCAAGAAAGAGUCCAUGUUCUCGUGGGACGAGACGGAGUACAAAAUCCCCGCGCGCCUCACCCUGCAGAUCUGGGAUGCAGACCACUUCUCCGCCGACGACUUCCUGGGGGCCAUCGAGCUGGACCUGAACCGGUUCCCCCGGGGCGCGAAGACAGCCAAGCAGUGCAGCAUGGAGAUGGCCACCGGGGAGGUGGAUGUGCCACUGGUCUCCAUCUUCAAGCAGAAGCGCGUCAAAGGCUGGUGGCCCCUCCUGGCCCGCAAUGAGAACGACGAGUUCGAGCUCACGGGCAAGGUGGAAGCUGAGCUGCACUUGCUGACAGCAGAGGAGGCGGAGAAGAAUCCAGUGGGCCUGGCCCGCAGUGAACCUGACCCCCUAGAGAAACCCAACCGGCCCGACACAAGCUUCAUCUGGUUCUUGAGCCCUCUCAAGUCUGCUCGCUACUUCCUGUGGCACACCUACCGCUGGCUGCUCCUCAAGCUGCUGCUGCUCCUGCUGCUGUUCCUCCUGCUCGCCCUCUUUCUCUACUCUGUGCCUGGCUACCUGGCCAAGAAGAUUGUCAGGGCCUGAGCCCUCCUGUGCCGGGGUCUGGUACUCCCCUCCUGCCUGUGGCCCAUAGGCCAGCUGUCCUGUGGAACACACGCACACGCACACAAAGACACACACACGAGCGCAUGUGGAAGCCACAUGUGCGCAUAAGCACACACAUGCACAUGCAUGCGCACACACAGGCCCGUGCAAACAUAUACAGCGAUUUUCAGGCUCUCAAAACAGACGCACAGACUCUCGGAGCAAGAACGGGCUUCUGUGCUCAGUGGGCGUGAGGGGUGAAGGGCUCACCCACGGCCUCCCGAGCGGAGGCCCAGAGCAGGGACUCCCGUCUCCCACCCAGCCUCACCACUCACCAGCUCCAACCCAGUAUUAGAAGUUCAGCUGUGGACAGGGAAGGGGUGAUGGUGGCUGGGCUCAGCCAGGACGCCCUGAAAUCAUUGCUCCCUCCAGGGGCCUCCUGUUCGGAGCUGCUCCCGCCCCAGGGACAGAUCAGAGCCCCAGCCACGCCUCAUGGCCCCACUGAUACUGAACUCGGGCUCCAGGUCCUCUGGCCCCUGGGGGUGGCAGCAGUUGGAAAAAGCACCUUCAAUACUUGCAUUUUAUAUGUGGCUGCCGUAUAAACCUGCUGUUCAUGUGACACAAAGCGCAGAGGGCAAGCAAGGCCCUCUGCUGGGAAGCCGAUACCCAGGCCCAUACCCUGGGGUGGCAGAGCGGUGAGGGCUGCUGUCCCCCAGAGCUGCCUAGACCCUGGGCAGGGCCCAGCAGGGACAGGAAGGGGGAGUGGAGCAUGGGGGGUGCUGACCGGCUCUGUGCAGGGGCUCGCUGGCCAUCAGAACGGCUCUGUGCCAGCCAGUGAACCACCCCACGCUGUAAGUAUUCAGGUUGGGGCUGGGCAGCCACCCCCCCCCCCCGCCAAAAGUGCCAUCCAGGCCUUGGCGGCUCCGGGGCACCAGAGGCCCACAGAGAGGACAGGGCUUUACGGGCGUUGACUCUGCAGCUUAGAAACAGGCUGGACCCAGGCCCCAGCACUCACUGCUCCGGGGGCUGAGUCUAACAGGGCCCUCAGGGACUGGACAGAUGGAGGACGGAGGACGGGUGCUGGGGCAGCUGUGACCAGUGCCUCCCUCCUCUG
Heterocephalus glaber (naked mole-rat) is the source of this 7182-nucleotide messenger RNA. It is a transcript of the gene Otof, whose product is annotated as otoferlin. Lineage: Eukaryota; Metazoa; Chordata; Mammalia; Rodentia; Bathyergidae. Gene Ontology annotation, biological process: synaptic vesicle priming; plasma membrane organization. Gene Ontology annotation, molecular function: AP-2 adaptor complex binding; calcium ion binding. The record is from RefSeq and is a predicted model, not a curated record. Gene Ontology annotation, cellular component: presynaptic active zone membrane; synaptic vesicle membrane.